AUGGUUGUGCUUGAAGGAGGCGGCAUGUUGAGUUCCGCCAGUAAUCAAUACCUGCAACCCGAUUAUCUUUCACCGUUACCAACUACGCUCGAUGCGAAAAAGAGUCCACUUGCUCUUCUAGCACAAACGUGUAGUCAAAUCGGAGCAGAUUCUCCGAGCACGAAAGCAUUGUUACCACCGCUUGAAAAAACGAGAAAACACAAUUCAACAACCACUUCUACGGAUCAUACAUCUUUGACUCGGGCUGGCUCGAGUCCGUCGCAAAAGACUGAAAGACAUCAUGCGGUACCGCGUUCUUCUCCUCCGUCGGAUGGUAGCAAAUUCGUUUUUAAACCCUACGAAACAAAUGUCGUGGCGAAAAAAACGACGGAGGAUCGUCCUCCGUCGAAAACGACGACCCUUUUAACAGAGGAAGGAAGAAAAUCUGCAUCGGAAAUGAGAGCACCGAGUAGGAAAUCAACUCCGACGGUAGUGUCGUCUUCUGAUAAAAUAAAUUCUCAGUCGUCCUCGUCGUCGUCGUCGGAAACGUCUGAUAAAUCCGCGACACCGCCACAGGACACGACGAGUCCUAUAAUUCGGUCGGGAUUGGAAAUCCUUCAGGGAAAUCAAAAGGAUUUGCCAUUGGGAGCGUACAAACCGGGAACGUUACCACCCGGAAUCGCGGGUCUUAAAAGUUUAAGUGCUUUGUGUUCGGGUUGUCCUCCGGGUUUAGAUCCUUCGAAUCCUGCCUUCCGGCCUCCGUUCGCCGGAGGUCCUUUUUCUCAUCAUCACGCGGCUCUUUUGGGAGCCGGUUAUUCGCCCUCGGCGCCCGGACCUUACGUGAGUUAUGUCAGAGUGCAAACUCCCGCCGGCGGCGAAGCUUUGGUCCCCGUUUGCAAGGACCCGUAUUGUACCGGAUGUCAAUUCAGCAUGCACAAUCCGAACAUGCUCGUCGGAAACACGUCGACGUGUCCCAGCGGUUGCACGCAAUGCGAUCAUCAAAAAUACGGUUUGGCCGCGGCCGCUCUCAGCAUGCUCCCGCCGGGUUUGCCACCUUCUCUAUCGCCCUACGCUCAGUUGGGUCGUCCCUACGUGUGCAGUUGGAUGGUCGGAGACGCUUAUUGCGGUAAAAGAUUCACCACUCCGGACGAACUCUUACAGCAUCUGAGGACUCAUACGAAUUCGACGGGAAGCGGGGGAGAACCGGCGACUACGUCCUCCUCCUCUUCCUCCUCCUCCUCCGUGACAUCCUUGCUCAAUUCCCAUUCUUUAUAUUCUUCGGCGGCACUUCACCGUGCUGCGGCCGCAGCUGCCGGCUACCCGAAUCCUCCACUCAGCCCUCUAUCGGCCUCCAGAUAUCAUCCUUACUCGAAACCCGGUCUCACCGGUGCUCUCGGUGCAUCCGCUUUUAGUGCCUUUAAUCCCACCGCUCUAGGUCCUUAUUAUUCACCGUAUUCUAUGUACGGUCAACGAAUCGGUGCUGCCGUGCAUCCAUAG
This is a messenger RNA of Pediculus humanus corporis (human body louse), 1476 nucleotides long. RefSeq lists its product as uncharacterized. Gene Ontology annotation, biological process: negative regulation of DNA-templated transcription. The transcript is spliced from 2 exons. Gene Ontology annotation, cellular component: nucleus. The record is from RefSeq and is a predicted model, not a curated record. Bases 1 to 1476 code for a protein of 491 amino acids. NCBI's taxonomy places the organism in Eukaryota, Metazoa, Arthropoda, Insecta, Psocodea, Pediculidae.